This is a messenger RNA of Salpingoeca rosetta, 1251 nucleotides long. RefSeq lists its product as uncharacterized. NCBI's taxonomy places the organism in Eukaryota, Choanoflagellata, Craspedida, Salpingoecidae. The record is from RefSeq and is a predicted model, not a curated record. The transcript has 2 exons. Bases 1 to 1251 code for a protein of 416 amino acids.
AUGAGUGGGGUUGUGUGUCUUUCGGCCAUUGUUGCGUGUGGCGGAGUCGGCGUGCUGGUGCAGGGAGAGGCGCAGCAACAGCAGCAGCAGGGACAGCAGCAGCAGGGACAGAGUGGGAAGGCGAGCAUCGUGUCUGACGAGUACAAGAACCUGCACAUCACGAGCUUGAACAACACCUUCAUCAACACCCGACAACAGAGCCCGAUCGACGGCGGCAAUGGCACCACCACCACCACCACCAACACAAGCAGCAGUGGCAGCGUGUUUGUGAACGGCCAGAACCUGGGCCGCAUGUUUGAGCGGUUUGCGGACCUGGAAGCCAAGGUGGAGCAGCUGCAACAAGAAUUGGCGCACGUGCGCUCGCUCCUGCCCGCAACAAACACCAGCACAACCACAGCAGCUGCGGCAACCACAACGCAGCCACCGAGCACGACCACUGGUGGUAACUUCCCCAGCCUUGACUGCACAAAAGCCAACACCAUACCAGACAUUGUCACUGAGGCGCAGGACGUGAAUCACUGCUGUUGCGAGGAAGUGUCUGACCUCGAGAUGGUUCACGGACACCUGCUCAUGGACACACACGCAGACCCAGGUGUCGAGUUGUCGGAAUUGACCAGCGUUCUCGGCAAACUCGAGGUUGAAGGGGUGGGGCUGCAAACCUUGCUCUUCGCCUCCCUCCACACUGUCGGUGGCAUGGUGGUGCUUUUGCAGAACGUGGCGCUUACUACCUUCUACGCCCCAGCCCUCUUCCACGCUGGUGGCGUGGUGAUCAGCAAUAACCAUCAACUCUCGACCGUGGUGACUUCCAAGCUCUCCGUUGUCGACGGCCCACUCACUAUCAGCAAUAACCCAACACUGUCCGCCGUGAGCGUAAUGUCGCUUGCGUCUGUGACGGGUGACUUGACCCUUCGAGAACUCGCCGUGUCCUCGCUUGACUUCUCGACGCUGUCGGCGGUCGGAGGCAAGAUGGAUAUCUCCGACAACCAGUAUCUAAGUCAGCUGGUGCUUGGUGACAACGUCAACGGCCUCUCCAUCAACAUUCACGGCGGCAUUGACAUUUAUGGCAACCCAGACCUCUCCCAGAUAUCGUUUGCGGCGGAGCUGAACACCCUUGCACCCAUAGUCAUCAAUCACUCUGGCGAGGAAACCCUACAAGUCAGCUGCACUGCACCCAUUAACGCCCCGGGUGACUGCCUCAUCUUGACUGGUCCCAUUGCCCUUGACAACAACUGUCCUUCGCAGUGUUCUUGA